Paramecium octaurelia is the source of this 381-nucleotide messenger RNA. NCBI's taxonomy places the organism in Eukaryota, Ciliophora, Oligohymenophorea, Peniculida, Parameciidae. The record is from the annotation of a GenBank genome assembly.
AUGAAUUAACCGAGAAGCAAAAGUUUAAGAGUUGACACUUCUAGUGAAUAAUCAAAUCUAAAUAAGGAGAUGGUUACAAAAUUAUAAUCUUUAAACCCUUCUUCCUUUGUUACUUAUGAAGUUUUGGAUUUAUUUUUUACUCAAUUAUAGUCAGUUUUAAGAGAAAUAUAAGUUAAAUAACAAGACUUUGAAAAAAUCUUUAGUUAUUUUAAGACAUUUAAUGAAUUCGAAAAUAAGCUUAAUGAUUUAGAAUAAGUAGUGAAUAGAAUAGCUUAAGUAGUAAUUCCACUUCAGGAAGAAUUAAUUGAGAAAGUUUAAAAGAGUCAAAUAUAACAAUAANACCAACAUUUUUAAGAUAUUCGAUUAAUUCUGGUGCUUUGA